AUGGCAUUGAUUUCUGAGCUAUUGGCUAACAUAAUAAUACUCUUGGUGACAAGGCCUUUCUCUCUACUUAAACUAGCAUGCUUAUUUGGUAUCAAAACAGCAAUGAUUGUCAUAUAUACUUGGGUGGAGUUGAUUAGGGCUACAUUUAGCUUCCAUGUAAACAUAAUAUUGAGAAUUAUCACAUGGACAUUUGGGCUUAUCUCCCUACCUGCAAGAGUUUUGAAUGUCUUUCAAAGGGAGAAGCAGCUGGAAGAAAAACUACAACAAAUGCAGAAUGAGCUGGAGAAUCUAGUGUGGGAUCAGAAGGAACUUCAAGAACAUAUCCAAAUGGCUGUCAAAGAGCGUAAAAUGAUGGAGUUACUACUAGCCGAGCUUGAAGAGGAGCAUGAUAUGGCCAUUGCAAAAAUUGAAAAGCUAGAAAGAAAAUUGCGGGAUCAGACUAACGAAAAUCUUCGGCUCAAAGAAAUUCAAGGAAAGGGAUGCUGGAGCUCCAAAGAUCAAAGUAACACUGACAGUGGCAAAAGUAUUGAUGACAGCAACUAUAACAUUCCUCAUCAUAUGUUGUCACUGAAAUCCAAUUACCAUGGAAGUGGAAUUGCCCUUCAAGACUUGCUUAUGCGCAAAGAUAUUUGGGAAGACGAUAGCAAAACAAGAACCGAUUUGCUUAAACUCUUGAAAACUGGACCAAAGUCUGUGCCAGUUAAACCUGAAGUGAUCACAAGAGAUGCAGAAGUGAGUGAAGUUCUCGAUCAUCGUCGAGACAUUGCGCUUUCUCAAUCGCUUUUUAGUGCCAUUAUGUCACUUAUAGUUGGAGUGACUGUGUGGGAAGCUGAAGACCCUUGCAUGCCUCUUGUUGUGGCUCUCUUCACAGUAGUAGGCAUGUCCUUGAAGAGUGUGGUGCAGUUUUUCUCCACCAUUAAGAACAAGCCUGCAUCUGAUGCAGUUGCUCUUUUAAGCUUCAAUUGGUUCAUUCUUGGUACUCUAACAUACCCUACAUUACCAAGGGUUGCACGCAUGUUGGCUCCACUAGUGUUAAGUAUUAUGGAUAAAACUGUGAUCCAGUUUGGUUUCCUUUCCUUAGCUUGA
This is a messenger RNA of Abrus precatorius (Indian licorice), 1086 nucleotides long. RefSeq lists its product as uncharacterized. NCBI's taxonomy places the organism in Eukaryota, Viridiplantae, Streptophyta, Magnoliopsida, Fabales, Fabaceae. The transcript is spliced from 3 exons. Bases 1 to 1086 code for a protein of 361 amino acids. The record is from RefSeq and is a predicted model, not a curated record.